This is a messenger RNA of Caenorhabditis elegans, 1721 nucleotides long. RefSeq names its product tRNA-dihydrouridine(16/17) synthase [NAD(P)(+)] (gene F36A2.2). Bases 2 to 1585 code for a protein of 527 amino acids. The transcript has 12 exons. Gene Ontology annotation, molecular function: tRNA dihydrouridine synthase activity; flavin adenine dinucleotide binding. Lineage: Eukaryota; Metazoa; Nematoda; Chromadorea; Rhabditida; Rhabditidae. The record is from RefSeq and is marked reviewed. Gene Ontology annotation, biological process: tRNA dihydrouridine synthesis; tRNA processing.
AAUGGACGGAGAGACAGCACCUGAAGGAUACGUAGUUGAAAAAUGUGGAGAGAGUGAGGCAAAUGAAGAGGAGCAGACGACAAUUCCUGAAAAUGUGGACCCUCUUCAAAUCUUCCGAAUGCCAAAACGAAUGACACUUCCCGAAAAGCAGAAAAACUCCGAUGAAACCAUUGAAAAGAAUCUUCGAUUUUGGAAAGAAACACUCGAAAAUCAACGGAUCACAAAAGUUCUAGCGCCGAUGGUUGAUCAAAGUGAAUUAGCAUUUCGAAUGUUCACAAGGAAAUACGGAGCCCAAUUGACAUUUACUCCAAUGAUUCAUGCACAUUUAUUUGUCAAUGAUGGAACUUAUCGAAGAAAUUCACUAGCAUUGGUUAAAGCAGAUAGACCAUUGGUUGUGCAGUUCUGUGCUAAUAAAGUUGAUACAUUUCUCGCCGCUUGUCGUCUCGUCGAAGAUGUUUGUGAUGGUGUAGAUCUUAACCUGGGAUGUCCACAAAUGGUUGCAAAACGAGGAAGAUAUGGAUCCUGGCUUCAAGACGAAGUUGAUUUGAUUUGUGAGAUGGUAUCAGCUGUUAGGGAUUACUGUAGACUACCGAUUUCCUGUAAGAUACGAGUUAGAGAUGAUAGACAACAGACAGUAGAAUAUGCAAAGAGAUUGGUUGAUGCAGGUGCAACAAUGUUAACUGUUCACGGUAGAACUCGAGAUAUGAAAGGAGCUGAAACAGGUUUAGCUGAUUGGAGUCGUAUUCGAGAUGUUGUUGAAGCUGUUGGAUCAAGAGUUCCAGUUAUGGCUAAUGGAAAUAUUCAGUUCCCCGGUGACGUUGAACGAUGUAUGCAGGCUACUGGAGCCGUUGCAAUUAUGUCUGCAGAAGGACUUCUUUACAAUCCUCUAAUCUUUGAUGAUGCAAAUGCUCAUGUAGACACGUGGAAAAUCGCUGCAGAAUAUCUAGAAUAUGCCAAAAAGUUUAAUGCAGGAACUAGUGCUAUUCGGGCUCAUGUUUUUAGAAUCUGCCAUCACAGUCUCUUAGAAUAUGAAGAUCUCCGGAUGCGAGUAUCCUUAGAACAUCGUAUCGAAGAUUUUGAAAAUAUUGUUGAAGAACUUGCAAAGAGAGCAAAAUCAGACGCAGAAGCAGGGAAAAAUCGAGAAGUUGAAGCAAGAACACUUUUUGAAAAUAUUCGAAACGGAAUACUAAUGAAUGCAAUAGAAGUUUCAAAGCAACCCCAUUGGAUUUCAAAACCAUACUUCAGAUUGAAAGAGGUUGCAAAAGAAUCGAUUGUCGGAGAAGGAGAAAAGACUUUCCGAGAGAAACAGAAGGAAAAGCUUGCACAGACUGCAAAGGAAAUGGGCGUAUCUAUGAAACAAGCUCGUAAACGAGAACGUCGGCAACUAUCAGGAGCCCGGAUCCUUGAAGCAAAGAAGAUCAAGUUCCCUCCAUGUGCCCGUUGUGGACAACCUGCUGGACAAGGAUGUGCUAAUAGCAAAUGCAAAAAAUGUUGUAGAUAUCAGAGUAAACACGAAUUAUUGGAUUGUAAACCUCAUCGCUAUCUCUUCGCUAGUCAACCUCCUGCUGUCAGCGCUGAAAACUGAAUUCUUGUGUGAUCUUUGUCCAAAGUUGACUGGGAUUUUUGAAUUGUUAAUUUCUGUUGAAUUUGUUUUUUUUCUGUUGGAAACUUUUUGAAAAUAUAUGAAUUUUAAAGAAUCAAUUAAUGAACAAUUAAAGAAC